AUAGUCCAGAUCCAGUAGCUAAAAUGAAAUAAAGCUCGUCGCAGGCCCUGGUCGUGUCCGCAGCUCCCGUCCGCGACUGUUGUUGCUAUUCUGUACCGAUCCGACAGACAGGCCAACGGCAGACAAACCAACGGCAGACAGACCAACGACAAACGACGCCCAACGACUCCACAAAGCGACUCGAGAUGCGGUGGACAACAUGGGGGCCGGCCCUGGCCGUGCUGAGCAGCUCCUGCGCCGAAGCCGCCCUCUUCCCUCGCGCCGUCGCCGGCAAGGGCUUCCUCUCGGUGCCCGUCGGCACGGUCGACAAGCCCAAGAAGGACAAGGCGAAGCGACAAGAGGGCACGAUCCUGCAGCAAUUGGAAAACCGAGAGUUCUUUUACGCGGCCGAAAUCGAAUUCGGCACGCCGCCACAACCCGUCGUCGUCCUCGUCGACACGGGCUCCAACGAGCUCUGGGUCAACCCCGACUGCAACACCGCCCCCUCGCUGGAACAAGAAGCGCAAUGCAAGUCCUUUGGCGAGUACAACCCCGACAAGUCCAGCACGCCGCCCAUCGGCCCCUUCGGCAAGGAGACGAUCAACUACGGCGACGCAUCCGACCCGACGACGCACACAUCGGCCACGAUCCGCUACUACACCGAGACGCUGGGCUUCGGCGGCUCCAACAUCACGAACCAGACGUUCGGCAUCGUCGAGACCAGCGAUGGCAUCUCGCAGGGCAUCCUCGGCCUCUCCCCCGACCUGCGCGCCGGCUUCGAUAGCGACAAGCCCUACAGCCUGGUGCUCACGUCCAUGGCCGACCAGGGCCUCAUCAACAGCCGCGCAUUCGCCCUCGACCUGCGCCACUCCGAGGCCGAGACGGGCGCCGUCAUCUACGGCGGCCUGGACCGCAACAAGUUCAUCGGCGCGCUGGAGAAGACGCCCAUCAUCCGCGGCGAGGCCGGCGAGUUCCGCCUGGCCGUGACGCUCACCAGCCUGGGCAUCACCUUCUCGCAGUCGGAGGAGUUCGGCCUCGACAAGGCCGACAGCAACGUCAUGCUCGACUCGGGCACCACCAUCACGCGCAUGCACUACGCGGCCGCCUACCCGAUCCUCGAGGCCCUGGACGCCCAGGACGACGGCGAGGGCUACUACGUCACCCAGUGCUCGAACCGCGACCGCGCCGGCAGCGUCGACUUUGGCUUCGGCAAGAAGAUUGUGCGCGUGCCCUUCAGCGACUUCAUCCUCGACCUCGGCUCCUCGACCUGGUGCUACAUUGGCAUCGUCGUCACCUCGGACCAGCAGAUCCUCGGCGACUCGGUGCUGCGGGCCGGGUACUUCAUCUUCGACUGGGACAAUGAGAAUGUGCACGUCGCCCAGGCCGCCAACUGCGGUGACGACGACAUUGUCGCCAUUGGGUCGGGCACCGAUGCCGUUCCCUCUGUGACGGGCAACUGCAAGAUGAGCGAUGUCACUGACCGGCCGUCUGUCACUGAGAGUGCAAGUGAAACUGAAGCGGUCUCCAGGACGGCCGGUCUACCCACCAGGGCCUACACGACGACUUUCACCAUCACAUCAUGCCCUGCAUUUGAGCAGGGCUGCACUACCGGCGUGGUGACGACUCAGACCUUUGGGCCGGCGCGGGCGACUGUCACGGUCACGGCCGGCGCCAACUCGAGCAACAGCGACGACGACUCAGGCGCCUGGCGCACAAUGCCGACGAGCUGGAUCUUCGUCGUCAUUGGCGCCUUUGUAGUUGGAUUCAACCUGGUAUAGACGGGUACAGCAUUUACGAAGACCUUGUAUUUAAAACGGCAUUUCCUCUGGUUUGGAGGGCCUAGAUAGAUCGCAUAUAUGGCAGAGCGCCGUCUGAUUUUUGGCAUCUAAUACGAUACAUACUAAUCG
Messenger RNA from Ilyonectria robusta, 1886 nucleotides. Its product is annotated as aspartic peptidase domain-containing protein. The coding region runs from base 186 to 1757 and encodes 523 amino acids. The transcript is spliced from 3 exons. Lineage: Eukaryota; Fungi; Ascomycota; Sordariomycetes; Hypocreales; Nectriaceae. Gene Ontology annotation, molecular function: aspartic-type endopeptidase activity. The record is from RefSeq and is a predicted model, not a curated record. Gene Ontology annotation, biological process: proteolysis.